AUGAAGUCAGAAGCUGUCGCCACAGCCGUGUCCGAGGACAAUUUGGAGAUUCCUCUGAUCAACUUCUCGGCCUUCUUAUCCGACGACCAGGCUACGAAGAAAUCUACCGCCCAGGCAAUCCUAGCUGGCUUUCAAAAUGCUGGCUUCAUUUACUUGAAAAAUCAUGGCAUUCGAGACUCAGUGGUAAAGCAGACGUUCGAAGAAUCUGCAAAGUUCUUUGAAAGACCACGGGAAGAGAAAGAUAAGCUUGCUUGGACCACGCCCGAGGUAGAAGAAGAACAUGAUGGUUCACCCAAAUGUAGCUGCAUGCUGAUUCCAUUCCAGGCCAAUCGUGGUUACUCUCAGCCUGGAAGAGAGAAAGUCACCAACGCAGACACAGCUGCCGAUAUCGAGAAAGUUCGAGCAACAGAAGGCGCGGAUUUGAAAGAAUCUCUGGAAAUCGGCAAGGAAGGCGAACCUGGCCUUCCAAAUCAAUGGCCUGCGGAUGCUGAAGGGGACGUAUUCAAGAAACAGAUGAUGAGUUUCUUUGACCAAUGCAAAGCUCUACACUUCGACGUCAUGCGAGCUAUUGCCGUUGGCCUUGGUAUCGAUGAGUACUGGUUUGACAGUUACUGUGAUGCUGGAAACAAUACGUUGAGAUUGCUGCAUUACCCGGAAGUCAAGGCGGAUGUAUUCAAGAAGAACAAGAACACUAUGAGAGCUGGUGCACAUACGGAUUAUGGCACUCUCACUUUCUUAUUCCAGGUGCGCUCCCCGCACCCAUUGUUCUCGUUCCCACUAAUAGGGCCACCAGGAUCUGGCCGGCGGACUGCAGGUGCUUUCGCCCAAAGGCACGUUUGUCGACGCCACACCCAUCGAAGGCACGAUCGUUGUCAACGCCGGAGAUCUCCUGGCUCGUUGGUCAAACGAUACAAUCAAGAGCACGAAGCACCGAGUUGUGGAGCCACCUACUCCGUCGGACGUGCAUCCAGCCAGAUACAGUAUCCCUUACUUUUGUCAUCCCAACCAUGACAGCCUGAUUGAAGCAAUUCCUGGCACUUUUGGAGAGAAGAAUCCGCGAAAGUAUCCAUCCGUGAACUGGUGA
Messenger RNA from Lecanosticta acicola, 1084 nucleotides. Lineage: Eukaryota; Fungi; Ascomycota; Dothideomycetes; Mycosphaerellales; Mycosphaerellaceae. The record is from the annotation of a GenBank genome assembly.